Messenger RNA from Papilio machaon (common yellow swallowtail), 737 nucleotides. RefSeq names its product probable E3 SUMO-protein ligase RNF212. Gene Ontology annotation, molecular function: SUMO transferase activity. The coding region runs from base 1 to 702 and encodes 233 amino acids. Lineage: Eukaryota; Metazoa; Arthropoda; Insecta; Lepidoptera; Papilionidae. Gene Ontology annotation, cellular component: synaptonemal complex. The transcript is spliced from 7 exons. Gene Ontology annotation, biological process: protein sumoylation; homologous chromosome pairing at meiosis; reciprocal meiotic recombination. The record is from RefSeq and is a predicted model, not a curated record.
AUGGAUUGGAUACAUUGUAAUAAAUGUUUCGUGCAGUUAGAACAAGGAAUUAUUUUGCACCUCACAUCAUGCGGUCAUAUGUUUUGCAACAAAUGCCUGGAAAACGGUAUAACACAAAAUUCUUGUUUUGUAUGCCGAGUUCCAUGUACUACUAUGAAAUUAGUUCCCGAUAUGAAUUCCGAUGUACAAGAUUACUUCACUGAUCCAGAAGAAAUUAUUAAAAAGUCAUGGGAAGUAUUGCGCUUUCAAAAACAACACAGAAGAAGGUUAUUAUCAUACUUAUUACAAUCGACUAAAAAGUUUUAUACGGCGCGUACGGAGCUCAAACGUAUGCAAGAAUUAUGUCAGAAGCAACAUAGACAGAUGAAAGAGUACCAGAAGGUCAUCAAACAUUUGGAAUCGAAGCUUGCAAAUCAAACAAAGCAACUAUCGCCAUUCAACGUACCAAUAUCUCCGAGCAAUAACCUGUCUCCUGGCUUCCUACAGUCCACACCUACAUACAAGCGUACAGCAAAAAGCACACCCUAUAGCCAAACUUAUCAGUCGAACCUCGUGACCCCGGCGAGGAUAAGUAGGAAUCGAUCUAUUAGUAGCGGCGCACACAGUCAGAGAUCCAGCACUUCGAACAGGAUAUCAUCGACGGUGUUUACUCCACCUACGCAGGAGUCGGCCGGGUACAUCAAUUUUUUAAAGCACCUAUAACGGUAUUAAAAAACAUCAAGCAGCUUGCGAUGCAU